Molecule: messenger RNA, 1014 nt
Organism: Armigeres subalbatus
Lineage: Eukaryota; Metazoa; Arthropoda; Insecta; Diptera; Culicidae
Exons: 1
Coding region: 1-1014 (337 amino acids)
Source: RefSeq, a predicted model, not a curated record
AUGGCCAACGUGGCAGCCACGGAAACUGUAGUGUCCGCUACAGCUCACCAACAUCUCAAACGGGUUCUUUUGGCAACAGCAGUUGUGAUGAUUGAAGAUGACAUCGGCAACCGAUUUUCUGCUCGUGCAUUACUGGACUCCGGGUCCGAAAGUAAUUUUAUUUCAGACCGGCUGAGUCAGCGGUUACAAGUUCAUCGAGAUCGAGUGGAUAUUUCGGUGGCAGGAAUUGGUCAGGCGGCGACCAAGGUUCGGCAAAGGAUUCAAGCGGUACUUCAUUCACGAGUUUCGGAAUAUUCCCGUGAACUAGCCUUGUUGGUUCUUCCAAAGGUCACGGUGAAUCUUCCAACAACCACUAUCAAUACGGCUGCUUGGACACUGCCAAGCGGAAUUCAGUUGGCGGAUCCUACAUUCUUCGAAUCUAAUGGAGUGGAUAUUGUACUUGGCAUCGAGUACUUCUUCGAUUUUUUCGAAACAGGAAAAAGGAUUUCUCUGGGGGAACAACUUCCAACCCUCAACCAGUCCGUGUUUGGUUGGGUUAUCAGCGGUGGCAUUUCGGUUCCAACAAGCUCUCUUCACAUUAGCUGCAACGUGUCCGCGUUGGAUGGCUUGGAUACUUUAAUCGCGCGUUUUUGGUCCUGCGAGGCGGUAGAGUCAGGUAAGGCUCAUUCACCAGAAGAGAAGCGUUGCGAGGAGUGGUUCUCAAAUACGGUUCAACGGGAUACGCAUGGUCGGUACACCGUUGCUCUACCGAUGAUGAAAGGCGCUGUGUCAAGGUUGGGUGAAUCAAGGGACAUUGCAUUUCGACGACUGCAAGGAACCGAAAGAAGGUUGGCCAGGGACUCAUCACUUCGAAAACAGUACGUCGCCUUUAUGGGAGAGUACCUCAGUCUCGGACAAAUGAAGAUGCUGGAUAAAGAUUCCCAAGAUUCGAAGGUGAUAUUUAUCGCAUCACCCUGUGUUGAAAGAAGCUUCCACAACAACCAAGGUUCGCGUUGUUUUCGAUGCGUCCUAUGA